AUGUUUGACACGACCAAGCCUCACCCGUUGCUGGCACAGGUCCCUUUGACCGUCUCCCCGUUUCUGUCGCUGCCUACCGCCGUAACUCUGCCCUAUUCGUUUCGAUCCGUGCCUGCAUCUCUCCCUCCUUCCAUCAUCUCUGAUAGUGGUCCAGAGAAGCCCAAAUAUGUCGUCUCCUCCUCAGGGCAUUCUGCGCACCCGGAUGAUAUCAUAAACUCCUGCAAGGCCCUUCAAGAGCAUCUCAAAAAGACCGCAGAGGCUGCGGAAAAGGCGAUUCGGGACUGGGAGGAGGACAUCAGAAACCGUGAUUUGGCGGAGAAGAGACGGGUAGCACCUGGGUGGCUGGAUCGUGAAGAGAAGAUAUUAGAACCCACCAAGGUGACCAACAAAUCUGGUGGCCAUGAUAAUGACUUGUUAGACGGACAGCCAGAGAAUGAGAUCUCAGCCCCGGCAAUGUCACCAAGUCGUGAAGGUGAAGAACUUGACCGAGCAUUUGGUAAUCUGGGUGUUAAGUGA
This is a messenger RNA of Capronia coronata CBS 617.96, 516 nucleotides long. RefSeq lists its product as uncharacterized. Lineage: Eukaryota; Fungi; Ascomycota; Eurotiomycetes; Chaetothyriales; Herpotrichiellaceae. The record is from RefSeq and is a predicted model, not a curated record. The coding region runs from base 1 to 516 and encodes 171 amino acids. The transcript has 2 exons.